Messenger RNA from Colletotrichum fioriniae, 1041 nucleotides. The record is from RefSeq and is a predicted model, not a curated record. NCBI's taxonomy places the organism in Eukaryota, Fungi, Ascomycota, Sordariomycetes, Glomerellales, Glomerellaceae.
AUGGAAGACUUGGAAGAUAUCGACUUUGAUCUGGCAUUUGACGAACUCAUAACCACUGACGCCUUCCUUGAAGAGCCCUUGAUCGCGCCUUCCCUCACUCCCAAGCCAGACGACAUGCUUGUUCCGUCUUACGACUCUGCCCCAGGCUCGCUUGAAAGUGUGAUAGCCAACCGUCUCCAAUAUGCACUCGAUGAGAUUAAAAAGGUUCCGACCACGGCGGUGAUGGAAAACCAGGCUCCAUGGAGUCACCCCUACCUGUAUCGCGCUCACAUGCCCCGAGACAUGCAAGGUGAGUACCUCAUGUCUCGCUCACCCAAGGCCACUGUUCAUGAAAAGAAUCUGACCGUAUUCUCACCAGAUGCUCAAGCCUGCUGUGCUCUCUACAUAGCCAAGAACAAAAUCAACUCAUCCUUCGUCCUACGUACCAUACAAGCCAGAGCCCACGAGUUACUAGCCUCACCGAUACCCAAGAACCGUCUCGAUAUCCUAGCGCGCCUCCACGCCAUCCUCCUCUACCAAAUCAUCCGCCUCUUCGACGGCGACAUCUCCAUGCGGGCCUCAGCGCAACACACCUUAUCCUCUCUAGAACACACUAUCCUUGCCCUACUGCCGUUUGUGAAAUGGGAACCAGAACAGCCUGCAACAGGCCCGGCUCAAGACUACGUUGGGUGUCCGACCAAGGACUUUUGGCAGGAAUGGAUCUUUCAAGAGUCCGCUCGCCGGACCAUAUUCUUCACUUGUUUCUUCCUUGUUGCUUACAGUGUCCUCAUCGGAACGCUGACGAAUGGCUGUGAAGAACGAUACGUGUUUUGCCAGUCGUGGACUAUGUCUGCUCACCUUUGGAAGGCGCCUACCGUAGUGGAUUUUGCUGUUGCUUGGAAGGAGAAACAGCACCUUGUAAUUACGAAGCAAGGCUUUGAAGAAGCGUUGAGGGAUGCUGCUGCUGAUGAUAUUGACGCGUUUGGAAGGAUACUCUUGGUCGGCGCAUUGGGCAUUGAGGAUGCGAGGCUUUGGUUUUACAACAGGGGUGGCUCUUUGUGA